Molecule: messenger RNA, 1048 nt
Organism: Sander lucioperca (pikeperch)
Lineage: Eukaryota; Metazoa; Chordata; Actinopteri; Perciformes; Percidae
Exons: 2
Coding region: 2-712 (236 amino acids)
Source: RefSeq, a predicted model, not a curated record
GAUGCGAGCAAAUUCUUCCAAUAGUAACCCCAAAGUCAUCGCAGCAUACUUCAUGAAUGCAGUCACGGGACUUGGGGGGUGUCCAAAAAUAAUCCGAUCAGAUUUGGGAACUGAAAAUGUCCAUGUUAACAGGCUGCAACACUUCUUCCGAAAAGAUGAGACUGGCGUUGUGCAUGGGCCAUGUGUGUUCCAAGGACGCAGUACAGCAAAUCAACGGAUCGAAAGCUGGUGGGGGAUCUACAGGAGACAGAACGCAAGCUAUUGGAGGGACGUCUUCCAGGAGUUCCAGGCAACUGGAGACUUUAAUGGGGAUUUUAUAGACAAGGGUCUCAUCCAAUUCUGCUUUCUUAAGAUUAUCCAAAACGAGUUAGACACCGUUGUGACAAUGUGGGACAACCAUCGCAUUCGAGCAGGUGGAAACGGACACUCUAAUUAUCAUGGAAAACCAUGUCUGAUGUACAAUGUACCUGAGCUCUAUCACGCACAAGAUUAUUUGCAUCCACUACAGUAUGAAAGAGUGGGGAUUGUUCUCCAAGAGGACAUUUGUCUGUGGAAAAUAGACAUUUCCUGCGACCAUGACCUGCAUGAACUCUGUUUGAUGGUGAUGGAAGAGAACAACAUAGCACAGUGUCAUAACGCUACAGAGGCAAUACGACUUUACAAAGACCUGAGGCCUUUAAUAACAGCACUCCUGCCAGAGCCUCAUCACUGAUGUUGUUGUAGUAUACAGACAGAUGCACUGUCCAUGGUUCUAAUAAUGAUGAUGAUGAUGGCAUUUCCAGCAAUGAGGCCUCUCCAAAAGUUUACAUUUCUCAAGUAUCAUUGGCCUUUGCAUCAGUUGAUGCUAUGUUGAAAUGUUUUACUAUUUUACUAUAAGAUAAUGUGAUUUCUGUGUAGAAGGCCACAUUGAUAAUGUUGGGUCUUGGGACCAGCAAGGGCACUUUAGGGUUUUCCAGUCAUGGAAUUCUAGAAAAACUCAUAUAUAGGUUUAAUAAAAAUAUUCUCAGAUUUGGGUCCAAGAGACAAAUUUACUAAAAAUGAGGGUCUG